CCACUGCUCAGUCCAUUGAAUUAUUUUGCCGGUGUAACAAGGAGGCACGCUUUACCUACCGAGGGGAGGAAAAACAAAACAAAACAACCAAGAAGGCGAAGUGAGUGAAAAUAUGACACGGUUCUUCUUUUAGCUACACCGACACCACUGACACCGUCCGCACUCACCCGGCUCGUUUCUCCUUUGUUUUCGGUGUAAAACUUCGGCUCUGUCAGCAUUUACCGGCCACCCACCACUCGUACGCUACUCUUGAUACAGGCUGCCCCCCACCCGGGUACGAGGAGGGUCGGAGGUGUGAAAGAGAAAGAGAAGGGGGAGCCUCAACUUGACUCGGAAAGCUAACUGUGAAAUCAAAGAAAAGUGGUAGCAGCCCCUCAGACAGUCUCCUCUGUAGUCAGUGGGAUGUUAGAGCUCUGGAAGCAGGACUGACUGAAGGAGCAUGGUCAAACACCAACCCCUCCAAGUCUAUGAGCGCCAGCUGUGUUUGUCAUGUAUCACCGGGAUCUACGGUUGCCGCUGGAAACGCUAUCAACGUUCCCAUGAUGACACCACCAAGUGGGAGCUGCUGUGGUCCCUCAUCCUCCUCUUUACCUUCUGUCUGCUGCUAGUCUGGUUCUACUUCUGGUGGGAGGCUCAUAAUGACUACAAUGAGUUCAACUGGUUUCUCUACAACCGGUCUGGGGAGUGGAGCGAUGGCACUGUUCCCAUCCUGGCCACCACCGCGGCCGGCUUCACCUACAUUGCAUUUUUAAUGGUUUUAGCACUUUGCCACAUCGCACUUGGCCAACAGUUGAAUUUACACUGGCUUCAUAAGAUAGGGGUGACUGUUGCUCUUCUCACCACCAUUGUUGGGGUGAUAUCUAUCAAUCAAACAUGGGGACAAGAGUGGGACGUCAUCCCCAUCUCUCUGCAGGCUACAGGUCCAUUCCUGCACAUCGGGGCUCUUGCUGCAGUCACAGCACUGUCUUGGAUUGUGGCUGGACAGGUUGCCCGUACAGAAAAAACUAUGUUCCAGGUUGUGGUCAUGCUGCUGUAUCUCAGUGUGUUACUGGGCCUUUACCUGGUCCCCCUGUACAUCAGCUCCCCAUGCAUUAUGGAUCCUAGCAGCCUCAAACCACGCCCAAAUGUUAUUGGCCACCAGGGAGCCCCCAUGCUCGCUCCAGAGAACACACUGUGGUCCUUCCAGCGAGCUCUGCAGAUGAACACCACAGGGUUGGAGGCUGACGUAGCUAUCAGUAUGGACGGAGUGCCUUUCCUGAUGCACGACCACACCCUCCGGAGGACCACUGACAUUGAGGACAUUUUCCCAGACAGGCACAUGAAUGAUGCUUCUUUCUUCAACUGGACAGAUCUGCAGCAGCUCAACGCAGGACAAUGGUUCCUCAAGGAUGACCCCUUCUGGACAGUGCGCACCCUGUCCCGGCAAGAGAAGGAUCUGAUAGCCAACCAGAGUGUGUGCAGCCUGGAGCAGCUUCUAAAGCUGGCCUCCUAUCACAACAGCACAGUGGUGUUCAGGCUGAGGAGACCUCCUCCAGAGCACCCCUGCUACGACAGCUGGAUCAAUGAUACACUGCAGGCUGUGCAGCAAUCGGGGGUUCCUCAGAGCCUGGUGAUGUGGACUCCAGAUGAGCACAGAGCUCAGGUGAGACAGCUGGCACCUGGUCUGAUCCAGACCUCAGUGGAGAAACUGAGUCCUCAAAGUCUCGAAGAGUACGGCAUCAGCAGGUUGCUGCUCAGAUACAACCAGGCCAGCACAGAAGAAAUCAGAAACUUCACCCACAACGACAUCAACCUCACCCUCUACACCGUUAACGAGCCCUGGCUGUACUCGGUGCUCUGGUGCAGCGACGUGUCGUCUGUCUCUUCUGAGGCCCCACAAAUCCUCAAAAAGGUGCCUUACCCCGUCUGGCUCAUGAGCCCAGAUGAAUACCGCCUGGUGUGGGUGUCUGCAGACCUCGUCUCCUUUGCUGUAGUGAUAGGAAUAUUCAUUUUCCAGAAGUAUCGGAUGAGCGGCAUGCGCAGCUACAACCCUGAACAGAUCAUGCUCAGCGCCGCCGUCAGGAGGUCGAGCAGAGACAUCAACGUCAUGAAGGAGAAACUGAUCUUCUCUGAGGUGGGUAAUGGAGCUGGCAGUGCUGAUGAGCUGUAUGGGGACACUGGCUACAACUACUACACCAAUCAGGGCAUCAGCCAGUGAUCGGCACUCAGCCUGUGAGAAUCUGCUGUAGCAAGACGGAGACGCCAACAAGUCGGAGCAUCCAGACAGCAUGAAGUCUGUCCGUGCCGAUGAACUGCAGGGACGCGCUGUCUCUGACGGAGAGGACAACCACCCAGUUGCUUUGUGUACAUUGUGUAAAUAACGCUUUGUUGUUUUUUGCUUGGUAGACAUACUGUAUAUCACACGGGACUACAAGCACUUUUUAUUGAUGGAAGUCGUUCGCCAAAUCCGUGGCCUCCUCUCUCACAUCAAAAUGUCCGAGAGCCCACCCCCCCCCCACCCAGUCUUCUCCUCCUACCUCCCCCACUUCUUUUUGAACACGAGUUUCCACGUUCUUUAUUUUAAGCUAGUUUUCCAAAGCAGUUCCCUCUUUUUAAAGAACUGUAAAAGAUAUUCUUCUCUUAGCAGACGAAUUUGUUUUUUCAAACUAGACUUUAUUCCAGCAUGAUAUAAAAAGGCUUUUAUGCUCCUGCCUUCUGUCAGCACUCCACUGUGCUGUUGUGCAUAAUAGUACUAACAUGAGUAUUUAUAUUUAAAGAGGAAAAACAAACAAAAACGUGUACAAGCUGUUUACAGAAGUCCUGCCUUCUCCUCUCAGUGAGAUAUUCACAUGGUGUAUGUAAGAUAAUGAUUUUGAUAGAGGCUGAACGGCCCCCCUCCUGCUCUACUUCUGAUCGCUGCAUGUGACAGUUAUGAUCAUAUGAAAUGACUUGUGUGAGCUGUGCUCCCAGUGCAACCAGAAGAACUUGUGAAAAUGUGUUGGGUUUUUUUGGGUGGGUGAUGAUUUGUGCUGUCUUUUAUUGGUUUAUGUAAAUGUGGUUGGACUUGUUUCUUCUUUUUUUUAAAGAUGUGUACAGUUUGUGUGUAUCCUGGCUGGGUAUAUAUAUAUAUAUAUUCCACCUUGUGUGCAGUGCUGCAGUAUGUUGAGUGUGUUAUAUUGUACAUAAAAGUUGAAAUAAUGUUUGAGACGCUCCAGCCAAUUAAAGGAUGACAUUUAAACAAUGUGAGAGUUAAUUAACAAUAGCAAUAGUCAGGGUCUUUUACACAGCCUCUGAAUUGCAGUCAAGUAUGUGCUUAUUUUAGUGUUGACAAAACAAAUUGCACCACGGUUGGCUGCUGGUGUAAAAGUGAAAGGUCAAUGAAGUGGGUGCUAAAUGUGAAAAUGAAGCCGUAAGCUAAUUGAAGGGACACUACGUGUCACAACAGGGUCAACAGAUUGCCUUUUUGUGUUUAUUUUCUUUCCUUGGGUAUUACUGUGCCUCAGAAGUAAACAUUAA
This is a messenger RNA of Scomber japonicus (chub mackerel), 3495 nucleotides long. It is a transcript of the gene gdpd5b, whose product is annotated as glycerophosphodiester phosphodiesterase domain containing 5b. Gene Ontology annotation, cellular component: plasma membrane. Gene Ontology annotation, molecular function: glycerophosphodiester phosphodiesterase activity. Gene Ontology annotation, biological process: lipid metabolic process; positive regulation of neuron differentiation. The record is from RefSeq and is a predicted model, not a curated record. Lineage: Eukaryota; Metazoa; Chordata; Actinopteri; Scombriformes; Scombridae. Bases 440 to 2197 code for a protein of 585 amino acids. The transcript is spliced from 16 exons.